GUAAGGUUGAAGGUGCAGCAGAAAAAAGGAAACAUCGCAACAGUUUGAGGAUCAGCGUUUCAAACUUUAAUUUGUUUGUAAUUUUUGAGGAUGUUUUCGUUUGGGGAGACAAUGGAGUUUCUGAUCGGAAACCCAUUUUCAACGCCGGUCGGUCAGAGAAUCGAACAGGCAACCAGUGGCACUCUGCAGUCAGAGAACUGGGGGCUCAACAUGGAGAUAUGUGACAUCAUCAAUGAGACGGAUGAAGGGCCCAAAGAUGCAGUUAAAGCUAUUAAGAAGAGAAUUGUAGGAAACAGGAACUUCAGAGAGAUCAUGCUGGCACUGACUGUUCUUGAGACCUGCGUGAAGAACUGCGGACAUCGGUUCCAUGUUCUGGUGGCAUCACAGGAGUUUGUUGAAGGCGUUUUGGUCCGUUCCAUUCUGCCCAAAUACAACCCCCCCAUUGCCCUCCAUGACCGCGUCCUCAGCCUCAUACAGUCGUGGGCGGAUGCGUUUCGGAGCACUCCCUCCCUGGUGGGGGUGGUGUAUGUGUAUGAUGACCUGAGGAGACAAGGUCUGGAGUUCCCCAUGACGGACCUGGACGCUCUGUCCCCCAUUCACACUCCAAGCAGGAGCAUUCCAGAAAACGAGCUCCCUAACACAACUCCCGUCACCUCUCCUCCAGAACAGUCACAUCCACAAACCCCUCCCACUCAUCCCAGUCAGAAUAAUUUACCAGCAGUCCAACCUCACGAGGGACCAGGUUCCAUCUCUGCAGAACAGGAGCAGAAGCUGCAGCGUGAGCUGGCUUUAGUGAAGGGGAAUCUCACUGUGAUGUCUCAGAUGCUGAAUGAACUGAAACCUGGACAAAGCCAGCGGGAGGACACGGACCUGCUACAGCAGUUGCACUUGGUGUGCCGGAGCAUGCAGACUCGGGUGGUGGAACUCGUUCCUCAGCUGAUGGAUGAAGCAUUUAUCGCAGAGCUGCUCGCCGUCAACGACGACCUCAACAACACCUUCAUCCGCUAUGACAGAUUUGACAGACUUAAUAAGGCACAAAUGACGAGUCAACAGAACGCUGCCACCAGUCAGACCCUCAGUGACCCCAGUCCUGACCCUCUGACCCCCAGCCAGACAGCCAUCAUCUCAGCGAGCAGCCAAUCAGCAGUCAGCGCUGAAACGAACAACAGACAAACAGCUGAGGGCGGUGAGGAGGAGGAGGAGUUUGACAUGUUUGCUCAGACCAGAAGCAGCUCGCUGGCUGAACAGAGGAGAAGGGUCCGGUAUGAAGACCCCGGAGCUGUUGAGGGCCUGGCUGGGGCCCUGGACUCCAGGUUACAGAUCACAGCAGGAAUGCAGAGUGAUGCUGGCAGAGGGACACCCUGUGAGACGGAGCAGCCUGCAGUCUGUGAGGGAGCGUCCGGGGAAGAGUCUGAGAAGUUCCUGGAGGAUCAGGCAAAGCCAGCAGACCACAGCGAGCAGACGAUCAGCAGCCCGCCGCUGUCCACGUCCAGACCGCCACUGCAACCCACCCGCCAAUACGACGCAUCACAUGACAAUCUUUUCACGCUCUGAGUGUGUGUGUGUGUGUGUGUGUAUCGAGGUCAACGCGUGUUUGUCAUCGGAUUGGAGAAACAAACAGUCACAUGUCUGCUGGUUUAAAAUUCAUGUGAUCACAAAGAAGUCAGUAAAAGCUGAAAAAAAGCAGUUUUGUAAAAUAUGAUGUUUGAGUGGAAAAUAACUGAAACCUAAAGCUAUCUUCAAACUUAAAAAAAAAAGAGAUCAUAAUCUUAUAACUGUUAAAAUAUGUCACACAUACAGUCAGAUGCAUCAAUAUUUGGACCAGAUAUUUUACCACAGCUGUUGAAAGUUAAUAGUGAUUUUGCAGUGU
This is a messenger RNA of Thalassophryne amazonica, 1870 nucleotides long. RefSeq names its product target of Myb protein 1-like. Bases 91 to 1554 code for a protein of 487 amino acids. Gene Ontology annotation, cellular component: endosome; membrane. Gene Ontology annotation, molecular function: phosphatidylinositol binding; clathrin binding; ubiquitin binding. Gene Ontology annotation, biological process: signal transduction. The record is from RefSeq and is a predicted model, not a curated record. Lineage: Eukaryota; Metazoa; Chordata; Actinopteri; Batrachoidiformes; Batrachoididae. The transcript is spliced from 15 exons.